AUGUGCGAUCAAGAAUUCAGGACGAUACGAAUCGACCCGCGGUAUCCUUUCACAAAUCAAACAAGAGCGUGUUACGACAACUAUUGUGACUACUACAAGUGCACCCGGCUGCUCGGAGAUGUGGACGACUGUAAGAUCUUCAAACGGUACUUCGAGACCAUCUGCCCAAAUCAAUGGAUCUCUCACUGGGACGAGCUGAGAGACAAGGGCGCGUUCCCUGGACCCAUAUAAACACUCCAAUUCCAAUAAAUAAAUCUAAUAUAUUGUA
This is a messenger RNA of Achroia grisella, 268 nucleotides long. RefSeq lists its product as uncharacterized. The record is from RefSeq and is a predicted model, not a curated record. Lineage: Eukaryota; Metazoa; Arthropoda; Insecta; Lepidoptera; Pyralidae. Gene Ontology annotation, cellular component: respiratory chain complex IV; mitochondrion. Bases 1 to 231 code for a protein of 76 amino acids. The transcript has 2 exons.